This is a messenger RNA of Cololabis saira (Pacific saury), 1374 nucleotides long. Its product is annotated as basic proline-rich protein-like. The transcript has a single exon. The record is from RefSeq and is a predicted model, not a curated record. The coding region runs from base 526 to 960 and encodes 144 amino acids. NCBI's taxonomy places the organism in Eukaryota, Metazoa, Chordata, Actinopteri, Beloniformes, Belonidae.
UGCUACGGGGCCGACCGACAGGACAGAGGACACAGGUUUCAGUGCAGGAACGUUUAUUUUCUCCAGACACACCCAAGACACACGUGCAGAACCUUCUCCCAGCAGCAGCAGCCCCUUUCUGCUGUGCAGCCAUGACUUAUCAAGCCAGGCAGGGUGGAUUGGUUGAUUGGGGCCACCUGUGCCCCAAUCAACCUGAGUGGCUGCAGCUCCUCCACCCUGCCACACACCCCCAUCGCCAACCUCAGGCCGGGGACCAUCCGGCCGAGCCAACUCCCCCCCGCCCCCCUCGGAGCGGGAGAGGAAGCCAGGAACCGCAGACUGCGCCUCCGGGCCUUCCCGGUUUGGCCGGCUGACGAGGCCGGUCGGGAGGUCGCCCUCGGCGACGGGCCGACCACAGAGACCGGUCGGGAGGUCGUCCUCGGCGACGGGCCGACCACAGAGACCGGUCGGGAGGUCGUCCUCGGCGACGGGCCGACCGCCGAGAACGCCGCUCUCGGGACUGGGCCCAGGGUGGCCUCGGGCCAGAUGGCAUCCGCGGCGCGUCCAGGACCACCCCCUCCCCGACGCAGCACUGCUCCAGCCGUUGGUCCGCCUCUGGAGCUUGCACGUCCAGGACCGCCCCGGCGACCGACGUCUCCGCCUCCAGGAUCGGCGCCUCCUCGAUCGCCGCCUCCUCGAUCGCCGCCUCCUCCAGGACCGCCGCCUCCUCCAGGACCGCCGCCUCCUCCAGGACCGCCGCCUCCUCCAGGACCGCCGCCUCCUCCAGGACAGCCUCCUCCAGGACAGCCUCCUCCAGGACAGCCUCCUCCAGGACAGCCUCCUCCAGGACAGCCUCCUCCAGGACAGCCUCCUCCAGGACAGCCUCCUCCAGGACAGCCUCCUCCAGGGCCAGCGCCUCCAGGACCGCCGAGGGCCUCUCUAGACGGUCCCGCGCCGCUCGCCUCACGUACGGGCACGUGAAGGAAAAGGAGUCGUCCUCCGAGGACCGCCCUGGACAGUCCAGCACCCCUCGCCGCACGUCCGGGUAGCUGAAGGUGAAGGGGCGGUCCUCUGCGAGCAGAGUAGGCGGGCGACCCCACCCUGCCGGCUGCUGCGCUGCCAGCGUCUCCAGCGCUGCAGUCUGCCGCUCCGCCUGGCUCCGGAUCAGGGCCGCCAGGUCUGCCAGUUUCUGUGCCAGUGCCUCCAUCCUGUCGGGCCCCACGUUGGGCGCCAGUGUAGCACGGCGAGUGCUACGGGGCCGACCGACAGGACAGAGGACACAGGUUUCAGUGCAGGAACGUUUAUUUUCUCCAGACACACCCAAGACACACGUGCAGAACCUUCUCCCAGCAGCAGCAGCCCCUUUCUGCUGUGCAGCCAUGACUUAUCAAGCCA